GCGUCACCGUCGCUCUCUCUCUCUCUCUCUGCUGACCGGCUCUUAUGGCUUUUAACGCGCGUUUGAGCAUCACAAGCGCCGUCGUUCAUGGGGUUAAACAGUUUAGAAGGCAAUUAUUCAAAUCCUGCAGCACUUCCACUGGAUUCGGGCUGCGGUAUCAUAGCAACAACACCCGAGAAGAAGCAGCGUAACAUCAGCAGCAUCACCCGAACCUGAAGCACAAAACUCUGGAUCAGAAACCCGGCGCGCGCGACACUCCCCACAGAAGAGCGCGAGACGAGCGCGCGCGAUUAAACGGCUGAGAGAGGAGCGCGGGAAUAUAUUCCUGACUGGAAAUACUGGAAAUAACGAACUUAUUUUUUUACCUCAGCACAAAAUGUUCUCUUCUGAAGGGAGAAAGUUUUCGUGUUAUUGCUCGAAUACGAAUUUAUCAGUCAUAUUUCACGGAAGCAGCAUCUCGCUCCCACUCAGUGUGCUGGAGAGUCCAGUGAACACUCGCCUGAGACGGAGCUUUGUGUUCAUCCUCUCUCAUGUUCAGCCUUCCAGAUUUUACAGAGCUUUCAUCAAGAUAAGUGAGCUUCUGGAACGUCCCUCUAAUGAAGAACCAAUAGGAGCACAGCAAAUGCUGGAUGAUUAAUUGAGCGCCAUCAUGAUUGCCACAGGGGGUCUACUGCGGAUAUCUGCCAGGCGACAGGACUCCCUCCGCGCUAAGAACCGCGCCGAAAACAAGCGCAAGAGGAAAGCAAAGAAAAAGAGGAAGAACGAAGUGGUUGUGGUUAAGGGAAAGCUGAAGUUGUGUUCCAUAUCUGGACUGGUCGCUGCCAUUGGGAUUCUGGUGCUGCUGGUUGGCGUCGCCAUGGCUGUGUUGGGCUACUGGCCCAAAGAGAGUCCGCUGUAUCCGGGACUGAUGAACACACAAAACGCUCAGAGGACUUACGAGAGCCGAGGACGUGAAUUAGUCAAUGUGACCGUCAGAUGGGAUCUUAAAGAUAAAGACUUCAGGAGCUAUAAUGGCUCCAGUGGGACUGCUGAGCUGGAUUCACCUAAGCAGGGAACAUUUGCUGCAUUUAUUAACAGAUACUUGUAUUCAGACAAGCUAAAGGUGUUCGGACCUUUAAUUAUGGGCAUCGGGAUCUUCCUAUUCAUUUGUGCUAAUGCAGUGCUUCACGAAAACAGAGACAAAAAGACCAAAAUCAUUAAUCUCAGAGACAUCUACUCAACAGUGAUUGACAUUCAUAGUUUGCGAAGCAAGGAGUCCGCGCCGCUGAACGGUUUCGUGAACUACUGUCAAUCGAAAGAGACCAAAUCCUACGGAGCCCCUCAUAAAGACUCCUGGCCUUCUCCAGGCUCCGGUCGACAUGACGCAAGUAGCAUGAUCUCAUCCCGACGUCUGUCUACCACCAUCCCACGAGUCUCGUCUUUGGAGAAACAGAGCUUUACGGACACCGUCUACAGUAUCUAUCAAGAUCAGAACCGAAUCCCACCUGAGCUAAGGCAGUGGGAAACCAGAACCAUCGUGUCCACCUCAGUCAAUGCUUUCACUCUGCCAAUGAUGAAGCUCAACAACCGAGGAGCAUCCGAAAGAAGGGGUUCGGACAAAACCGGAGAAGCCAAGAGAGAGUUUUUGGACGCCGAGGCCAUUUGCAGACGUUUGGAGGAUCUGGUAGCGUCUAGGACCAUCACAAAGGCCAAAGUGGAACCUGCUCAAAAUCAUCCAGAGCUUCCGCAGGACUCGGUGGAGGUUUACAGGAGUAGCGCCAGUUUGCAAGGAGCACCUCGAGUUUCUCUGCAGGGUUCCCAGGUUCAGCUGCUUCCGCCAUGUUCGCCGGGCCGCAAGGCCACAGGAUCUCACCUGUCUUUAAGCGCUUUGUCUGACUACUCCAGGUCUAUUGAUUUGGAUAUCUGUACGUCAUCUACCCCUGCGGACCGGCAGGUGCGAUCGAGGCGUCUCAGCUGCCCUCGACUGGAGGGCCUCAGCUGCGGAGGAUACACCAAACUCGAGGGUCUGGGCGGCGAGUCCUUUGAGUCCACGGACAAUGCAAUGUUUAGUCAUGGGAGUUCUGUUGAGGUUUUGGAAAAGGACCAAGAGCAUCACAAUCAGAUGGACCAAGAGGAGAGCGACAUGGUCAGACAAUAUUCAAAGAAGCAAAAACUCAUAAUGGUUUCUCAAUCAGACACUACUUUAGAGGAUGUGGAAAUGGACAGUGUAGAAAUUUAACUAGGUGAUUCGCUCGAGACUCUUGGAUGAUAUGAAACUAAAGGUACGGUCACAUUGGCGAAGUUUGUUCAGCAAAUUUUCACAAGCAAAAUCCAAUCAUUUCAAUAGGAAUGGAGUCUAGGACCAUCACAAAGGCCAAAGAGGAACCCUCAUAAAGGCUAGUUAAAUUUCUACUCUGUCCAUUUGAUGGUCCUCAGAAAGUAAUUUUAGCACAUUUUCACAAGCGAAAUCCUGUUAUUUCAAUAAGAAAUGGGAAUUUCCCCACUUUCCCACAUUUCAAUGGGAAUUUCCCUACAUGGAUUUCACAUUGGUAGAGUCUAGGACCAUCACAAAGGCAAAAGUGGAACCCUCACCAAAGGCUAGUUAAAUUUCUAAAGUUAAAUUUCUACUGCGUCCAUUUGAUGAUUCUCAGAAAGUAACUUCAGCUAAGCUAAUUUUCUCAAGCAAAAUCCAAUCAUUUCAAUAGGAAUCCACAGGGAUUUCACACUGGUAGAGUCUAGGACCAUCACAAAGGACAAAGUGGAACCCUCAGAAAGGCUAGUUGAAUUUCUAAAGUUAAAUUCUAGUUACAUUUCUAUGUCUAUUUGAUGGUCCUCAGAAAGUAAUUUCAGCGCAUUUUCACAAGCAAAAUCCAGACAUUUCAAGAGGAAUCCACGCGUAUGGGAAUUUCCCUACAUGGAUUUCACAUUGGUAGAGUCUAGGACUAUCACAAAGGCCAAAGUAGAACCCUCACAAAGGCUAGUUAAAUUUCUAAAGUUAAAUUUCUACUCAGUCCAUUUGAUGAUUCUCAGAAAAUAAUUUCAGAUCAUUUUCACAAGCGAAAUCUAUUUUCUGAUUGGGAAUUUCCCCACAUGGAUUUCAUAUUGGUAGAGUCUAGGACCAUCAUGAAGGCCAAAGCGCAACCCUCAUAAAGGUUACAUUUCUAUGCAAAAUCUGCAUGGGGAAAUCUUUCGCCCUCACAAAUUUCAGAUCGCGUGGAUUCCUAUUGAAAUGUCUGGAUUUUGCUUGAGUAAAUUCGCUGAACAACGGGAAAUGUGACCGCACCUUAAAAGUAAUUUCAGUGACAUUACGUGCAGUGAUGGCCUUCGGAAAGUAAUGAAAAGAGAGCAAACGUUGCCUGAAAUGUUGUUAAUAUGUUAGACCCAAAGGUCAGUCUUUAAUACUGUUUCCUCAAGGAACUAUAAGCAAAAACCAGAUGGGAAGUAACAGUCUCAGACUUUCAGCAUGAUAGCACAGCUAUGCUCCACUAGAUUAAAAAAAUUACUUUAUACUUCCAGUAGUAGAAUAUUUGUGGCUGUUUAGUUUAUCAGUGAAGUUUGGCUGUCUGAGCAGCAUGUUUUAUACCGUCGUCUACUUGCACUUUUUUUAACCACCAAAUUAUUGAUUAUUUUUUAGAAAUUGACUUGAUAGCAAUAUCUCAUUUGAACUGUUCCCUGCUUGUGUGGGAAAUGUUUAUGUUUGCAUUUUGCCUCAGAGAUGUUAACUUACACUUGUUUGCCGUCAGUUUUUUCUUACUUUGUAUUUUUUAUUUGACUUAAAUGAACUCAAACGAACCAUGAGUCAAAUCCAGACGUUAGCUAGCUAUGUAGUUCAGUACUGUCUGAAAUUUAAUGUCCAUUACAGUAUAUUUAAAAUAUCAUGAGACGCUGAAGUUUCUCCGAUGAGUUUUGGGGUCAGUUAAUUAAAGAUUAAUCAACAGUGUCUCUUUAAAGCAGCCCAAGAGAAGCAUUAAUGCUGCGUUCCAUCCAAAAUCAGAUGUUUGAAUAAGGAAAAAUCAUGUAACCUCUGGUGAAAUGAGUUUGGAGUUAAUGGCUUUUUCAAUCACAGUGCACAUACUAGUAUGAUUACCGGUUUCGAUUGGAAGUCCGACUUCAAGUGUCGUUCUAUUCUAUGAAAACUCCAACUGUUUGAGUUGAAUGGAACGCAGUGUGAUCUGCAGCUUGUGAUGUUAAUGAACAAAUGCUCAUGUGGGAGUUUGUCUUUGUUACGGUGUUCAAAUGUAACGGUAAACUCUUCUAAAGCUUCCCUAGUCAGUUCAGUCAUUUUGUCUCCAUUUGCGUUUAAAAGAACAGAUUCUGCCAAUUAAUAAACAUAUUAAAUGCAACUGAAAACAAUAGCGAGCACCGUCUCAAACUGCUAGUACUGUAUCCGACUCUGUCUUGUUAAAAACACUCUAAAAAAUAAAGCUUCCAAAAGGGACUUUUCGUAGAAGAACCUUCCAGUCAUCAGUUCGUAAAAGAACCAUUUUUUCUUAGCGUGAAGAACGUUUUAAAGAACCUUUUUCUGCUAUAAAUACCUUUUGUGCGAAGGAAAGAUUCCACUGAUGUUAAAGGCUCUUCAUGGAACCAUCAGCGCCAAUAAAGAAGCUUUAUUUUUUAAAGUGCAGUUUGAUAAUCUCCAGUAUCUCUCCAUGGUGUGUGUGUGUGUGUGGUACGUUUCUGAUACGGUGUCAGUGAAAUCAUCCGUUUACAGAUAUGGUGGUCUUCAUGUACUUCAGUUGCUCCUGAAAUAUUAACACUUUCCAUGGAUUAAUGUCAUUAUCCUGCAGUGAAGAGCAACAGUCAUUAUUCACACUAGACGGUGAAGAGUUCGACUCAAGAAACUCUUUGAAGUUCAGCGAUGGGUGAUUCCUCCUGUGCAUCAUAUAUGUCUGAAUACACUGGACAAAAUAUUAAACUCACAAUUUACAAAGA
Molecule: messenger RNA, 4911 nt
Organism: Ctenopharyngodon idella (grass carp)
Lineage: Eukaryota; Metazoa; Chordata; Actinopteri; Cypriniformes; Xenocyprididae
Gene: tmem200ca
Product: transmembrane protein 200C, genome duplicate a
Exons: 3
Coding region: 650-2218 (522 amino acids)
Source: RefSeq, a predicted model, not a curated record